Molecule: messenger RNA, 891 nt
Organism: Neogale vison (American mink)
Lineage: Eukaryota; Metazoa; Chordata; Mammalia; Carnivora; Mustelidae
Gene: SPATA9
Product: spermatogenesis associated 9
Exons: 5
Coding region: 1-780 (259 amino acids)
Source: RefSeq, a predicted model, not a curated record
AUGCCGAUCAAACCUGUUGGGUGGAUAUGUGGGCAGGUGUUGAAGAACUUUUCUGGAAGAAGUAUAUUGGAGGGGAUCCAGAAAGUCAUCAUGGACCUUAUGGAUGAGUUUAAAGAUGAAUUCCCUACUAUCCUAAGAUUAUCACAGUCUAAUCAGAAAAGAGAACCCAUGCAGAAAACGUCCAAAAUCAGAAUGGCUGUUGCCUUAGCAAGGAUCAACCGAGGAACACUGAUUCAAGGAUUAAACACCAUAUCCAGAUCCUCCAAGUCAGUGGCCAAACUUCUGCAUCCCCAGCUUGCUUGUAGACUUCUGGAGUUAAGGAACAUAUCGCAUCGUUUGCUGAGGGAAGUUAAUGCACCAAAACAACCCCUCUAUAACGUGCAGGUCAGAAGGGGUUCUUUGUUUGAAAUCAUUUCUUUUCCGGCAAAGACUGCUUUAACUAGCAUAAUAUGUGCUUCAUAUGCAGCACUAAUUUACCUGACAGUCUGUGUUAAUGCUGUGUUGGAGAAGGUAAAGAAAAUUUUCCAAGAAGAAGAAUCCAUAAGGCAAAAGAGAGAAGAGAAUGAAAAUCUUAGAAAAGCCUUUUCUGAGCCUGUGCUUUCUGAGCCUACAUUUCCUGAAGGUGAAAUCAAAGCAAAACCUUACAGGUCAUUACCGGAGAAACCAGACAAUAUUGCAGAUCACCCCAAACUUCCUGCUAAUAAGUUGAAUAAUAAGAUCCAGGUUUUACAUUCUGUGUUUGACCAGUCAGCUGAAAUGAAUGAGCAAAUUGGAACAUAAGUAUUACUGAGUGGAGCUUGAGAGUUAUUAUCUAAUCGCAUUUCAUCUCACAAAACCAGGAAACUAGUUUUCAUAUAUUGACUGCUCUGCUUUAAAAUGCCACUCUCAAGU